CAAAAGAGGUGUGCAAUGCUCUAAAACAAUAUUUCUCUUACUACAGUCGACCUAAAAGAAUAAUUAGCGAUCGAGGUACAUGCUUUACUUCAGCCGCAUUUUCCAAUUUCCUUUCUUCUCGCGGAAUUAGCCAUGUGUUGAAUGCCACAGGAUCACCACAAGCUAAUGGUCAAGUGGAAAGGGUCAAUCGCAUUAUUCGUCCCAUAUUGAGCAAAUUAUCAAAUCAGACCGACCAUGUAGAUUGGGUGACCCAUUUGCUAUCUACAGAAUACGCUCUUAAUAAUACCAUUCAUUCGUCCACUCGUUUUUCCCCUUCUAUGCUAUUGUUUGGUGUUAACCAACGAGGCCCUUCAGUAGAUAUAUUGACCGAAUAUUUAGAAGACAAAAACAAAGCAUUUUCAGAUUUAGAAACUAUACGUGCAGAAGCAUCAUUCAAUAUUUUAAAAUCACAACAAAAUAAUGAGAAACAACAUGCUAAACACCAUCGCCCUGCUCCCGUAUUCAAUGAAGGAGAGUUUGUUGUAAUUAAAAAUGUAGAUAACACACCAAAUUCAAACAAAAAACUCAUUGCCAGAUAUAAAGGUCCAUACGUUAUCCACAAACGUUUACCUAAUGACAGAUAUGUUAUACGUGAUAUCGAUGGAAUACAAAUGACGCAAAUACCAUAUGAUGGAGUGUUGGAGUCGGACAAGUUGAGAAGAUGGAUAGUGCCUCUGGGGGGAGCUUGAUCGGAAUAUGUUCAUAAAGCUACACUUAAGAUUAAGGGUAGGGCUAUACAUAUGCAGGAAAAAUUGAGGUCAAUUUCUCGUCAGGAUGGCCGAGCUGUAGAAAUUAGAAAUUCGAAUUUGUAUAUACCUCACACAUACACCUUGACAUCCUUACACAUACACCUUUUCUAUAUGUACAUCUUGUUUGUGCGAUCACACCUAGGUUUAAGUAUCUCAGGCAAUACUGUCAAAUAGAGAUGUCAUUCGUGAUUGAGCGCUAAAACAGAAAACACGCAAUUCUUCAGCCUUCAGUUAAUUCUUCCGAAAUUAAGAAAGAUUACAAUUCAGAAGUGGGAUAAACCGUUUGUGCCGAAAAAUGCUUACAAAAGAGGAACUUCUUUGUGCUUUGGAAGUUGCUAACAUCGAAGUGCCUCCGAAAGCAACUUUACCACAACUACGCAUGUUGUACGAGCAAAGUGUACCGAAAAACAAAAUGGAGGAACAAUCAACCCAGAAUUUCAUUCCUCAAAGAGUGUGUGCAGAUGAAGACGAAGUGACGAACAAUGGAAACCACGUUGCAGCAGCCGCCAUCUUGAUGAAAGACAAAGCUGCUCCGACAUCUUCGACGCAAGGUGCUUCAUUCGACGCAACUUCUCAUCAAUUGGAAUUAAUGGCGCUACGAGCAAAAAUUAUGGAAAUGGAACAGCGGCAGACGUUUACGGAUGGUCGAUUGGUUCAUCCCGAGGAGUUGAAACAUUUGAUACCGGAAUUUUCUGACGGCCUCGGUAUCAAUAAGUGGAUCAAUACGAUUCGCUACAAUAGCGAAUUAUAUGGAUGGCAGGAUCGCACGAUGCUUUUAUAUGCAGGCAGUCGGUUGACUGGAGCAGCAAGCGAAUGGUACAAUGGCUUCCGUAACACUUUGAAGACAUUCGACGAAUUCGCUGACACAAUUAAAAAGGCUUUUCCUGAUCGCUGUAACGAAGCCGUUAUUCAUAGCCAAUUAGCAUCGGUCUACAAGAAAAUUUCUGAGUCGUACACAAGCUAUGUAUACCGAGUAAAUGCGCUGGGAAUGUCAGGCCACGUGAGUGAGGAGGCUAUCAUAACUUAUGUCAUCAGAGGACUUUCUCGUGACCCUCUCUAUGAUAGCCUUGUGACCAAGGAUUACCGCGAUAUUUACGACCUGAUUGACAACAUUAAGCGAUAUGAAUCCCAUCUUCUGUUGCGCAAAAACCCAGAACGCCGCAGCCCAUCUCACAUCAACACCAUUUCCCCGAGACCGAUUCCACCAAGACAAACGACGACAGAACCUCUUCGAUGUUAUAACUGCUCGAAUCAUGGACAUCAUUCAUCGCAAUGCACACAACCUCGCCGAGCUCCGGGUUCCUGUUUCCGAUGUGGUAGCACAUCACAUGUCAUUCGCAACUGUCCUGUCCCAGAUAGACGUCAACUAACGGUUGCUGCGGUACAGGGCAACGACAAUGAAACAGCGCAUCUAGAUUCUGGGGAAAAUGGAAACUUCGUUCAACUUGAGGCCUAUCAGGAGCUCUAAAAGCUUCAUAAAUGAAGCCAUUGUUCCGGUUACAAAACUAAGCGCUCCCCAACCAAGUGGAUUUCGAGGAAUAGGAAAUGUGAAUUUACAAACUCUUGGAACAGUACAGCUAAAACUUAGUUUUCGUAAUCAAACAUUCAUUCACAAUUUCUAUAUUUUACCAAAAAGCUACAUGUCCCUAUCCAUGAUAGUAGGGAGAGAUUUGUUAUCAGAAUUUAACAUCACACUCGCUCAAUUCCGUAAACAUUACAGCAAACUUAUGCUGAUGAAUUUAAAUAAAGAUAAAAUUCUGAACUUAAAAAAACCGGGUUUUUACCAUAAGCUCCAAACGUUGGGUCUUUUACGUAGUUCGAUCCAGGCUCCCUUACCAGAGGUAUGCAAAGAUUCGAAAUUGUCCGAUCCCAAUAUUUCUUCAAAAUUCAUUUCGAUAUCAGACAAAUCUGAACAUAAACAACAAUAUGACACAACUUUUUCUGAAAUGUGUUCUAUAAAUAUUAGCGAUGAGGCUAGCACUAUAAAUGUUGGAGAACAUCUUUCUAAAGAACAAGGCAUUGCUUUAAGAUCAAUAGUGUCCAAUAAUUACAUUAAUUUUCCGGAUAAACAUAUAAUACCAUCUGCUCAUAAAAUGCGAAUUAGCUUAACUCAUGAUACUCCUAUUUUCACAAAGCCUAGACGACUUUCUUUCGAUGAAAGGAAUAAAGUAAAAGUCAUUGUGAAGGAUUUAUUAGAGAAAAAUAUAAUAAGACCCAGUAACUCUCCUUAUGCUUCCGCACUGGUACUCGUUAGGAAGAAAAAUGGCGAAAUUCGUAAGUGUGUCGACUACCGACCUCUUAAUAAAGUAACAAUCCGCGACAACUACCCGCUUCCACUCAUAGAGACGUGCCUAGAACACUUGGGCAAUAAAAAAUUCUUUACGUUACUAGACCUAAAGAGUGGUUUUCAUCAAGUGGCAAUGGACGAGGAUUCAAUUAAAUUCACAGCGUUUGUUACUCCAGACGGCCAGUACGAGUACACGCGUAUGCCCUUCGGAUUAAAAAACGCGCCAGCUGAAUUUCAGCGUUUCAUUAAUACAAUUUUGCGGAAAUUCAUCGAGAAUGAAAAGCUGGUUGUAUACAUUGACGACAUUCUCAUAGCUUCUCAAGACUUUAAAGAACAUCUUGAAAUAGUUAGUGAAGUUUUGCAUACUCUACGAAAUAAUGGGUUGGAGCUACGGCUUGAUAAAUGUAAGUUUGCUUACGAUGAAUUGGAUUACUUAGGAUACAAGGCCAAUCAUUCAGGUAUAUGUCCUAGCGAUAAUCAUGUAAAAAUUAUCAAAAACUAUCCUGUUCCUCAGAACACAAAACAGGUACAACAAUGUUUAGGUCUUUUUUCGUUUUUCCGGAGGUUUGUUCCACAUUUCUCUAGUAUUGCAAAACCACUUACUAAUCUUUUGAAAAACAAUGUUCCAUUUAUUUUUGAUGAUGAGUGUAAAAAAGCAUUUGAAACACUCCGAGAUAAAUUGAUAGUAGCUCCGGUGCUUGCCAUAUACGACCCUAAACGCGAAACUGAACUUCACUGUGACGCAAGUUCGAUAGCUUUUGGUUCUGUGCUUUUGCAAAAACAGGAUGAUGGUAGAUAUCACCCUAUUUCGUAUUUUUCCAAAACCACUUCGGCUGAUGAAGCUAAAUUGCACAGCUACGAGCUUGAAACAUUGGCCGUUAUAUAUGCGCUCAAACGUUUCCAUACCUAUGUACACGGCAUUCCAAUAAAGAUAGUGACUGAUUGUAAUUCUCUGGUAGAAACGCUUAAAAAUAGAAAUUCGUCCGCAAAGAUAGCACGUUGGUCACUGUUCCUGGAGAAUUAUAAUUACAUUAUUCAACAUCGCCCUGGAUUAGCAAUGAGUCAUGUAGACGCAUUAAGCCGACUGGAACAUUUGGCUGCCUUCGAUGAUGUUGAUAUUGACUUCCAAAUACGUGUAGCUCAAGCUAGGGAUCCGCUUAUCCAAACUCUGAAAAAAGAGUUAGAGACGACGGAUGUCGAAGGUUACCAAUUACAAGACGGUAUUGUAUUCAAACGAUCACCUUCUAAUAGGCUAAAAUUAUACGUGCCAACAGAAAUGGUUAAUAAUCUGAUACGAUCAAUACACGAACAAAUAGGUCAUUUGGGAGCCGAAAAAUGUUGCAACCAAAUAGAUCAGAAUUAUUGGUUUCCUAACAGAAAAACACGGAUAAUAAACUUUAUAAAUAACUGCUUGAAGUGCAUUAUUCACUCUGCUCCAUCUAGAGUAAAUAAUCGGAACCUUCAUAGCAUCCAAAAAGAACCUUACCCAUUUGAUACCUUGCACAUUGACCAUUUUGGACCGCUACCUACAUCAUCUUUAAAGAAAAAAUACUUAUUGGUAGUAAUAGACGCAUUUACGAAAUUCGUUAAAUUGUAUCCAACAACUUCCACUAGUACAAAAGAGGUGUGCAAUGCUCUAAAACAAUAUUUCUCUUACUACAGUCGACCUAAAAGAAUAAUUAGCGAUCGAGGUACAUGCUUCACUUCAGCCGCAUUUUCCAAUUUCCUUUCUUCUCGCGGAAUUAGCCAUGUGUUGAAUGCCACAGGAUCACCACAAGCUAAUGGUCAAGUGGAAAGGGUCAAUCGCAUUAUUCGUCCCAUAUUGAGCAAAUUAUCAAAUCAGACCGACCAUGUAGAUUGGGUGACCCAUUUGCUAUCUACAGAAUACGCUCUUAAUAAUACCAUUCAUUCGUCCACUCGUUUUUCCCCUUCUAUGCUAUUGUUUGGUGUUAACCAACGAGGCCCUUCAGUAGAUAUAUUGACCGAAUAUUUAGAAGACAAAAACAAAGCAUUUUCAGAUUUAGAAACUAUACGUGCAGAAGCAUCAUUCAAUAUUUUAAAAUCACAACAAAAUAAUGAGAAACAACAUGCUAAACACCAUCGCCCUGCUCCCGUAUUCAAUGAAGGAGAGUUUGUUGUAAUUAAAAAUGUAGAUAACACACCAAAUUCAAACAAAAAACUCAUUGCCAGAUAUAAAGGUCCAUACGUUAUCCACAAACGUUUACCUAAUGACAGAUAUGUUAUACGUGAUAUCGAUGGAAUACAAAUGACGCAAAUACCAUAUGAUGGAGUGUUGGAGUCGGACAAGUUGAGAAGAUGGAUAGUGCCUCUGGGGGGAGCUUGAUCGGAAUAUGUUCAUAAAGCUACACUUAAGAUUAAGGGUAGGGCUAUACAUAUGCAGGAAAAAUUGAGGUCAAUUUCUCGUCAGGAUGGCCGAGCUGUAGAAAUUAGAAAUUCGAAUUUGUAUAUACCUCACACAUACACCUUGACAUCCUUACACAUACACCUUUUCUAUAUGUACAUCUUGUUUGUGCGAUCACACCUAGGUUUAAGUAUCUCAGGCAAUACUGUCAAAUAGAGAUGUCAUUCGUGAUUGAGCGCUAAAACAGAAAACACGCAAUUCUUCAGCCUUCAGUUAAU
Anopheles merus is the source of this 5715-nucleotide messenger RNA. RefSeq lists its product as uncharacterized. Gene Ontology annotation, molecular function: zinc ion binding; nucleic acid binding. The coding region runs from base 1084 to 2256 and encodes 390 amino acids. NCBI's taxonomy places the organism in Eukaryota, Metazoa, Arthropoda, Insecta, Diptera, Culicidae. The transcript has 2 exons. The record is from RefSeq and is a predicted model, not a curated record.